AUGUGUGGCCAGCGACUGGAGAAGAUUGUUGCUUUUUGGACGUUCGCUUUCGUAAGGAUUGUUACUGGGCUAGCUGGAGAGGGAAGAUCCGUGUGGAGAAAGGACUCCCACUUCAGCCCCGUGAGCGAAACACAGAUGUUUUUAUAUGACACUUUCCCCAGAGAUUUUCUCUGGGGGGCAGGGACAGGAGCUUUCCAGGUGGAAGGCAGCUGGAGGAAGGACGGGAAGGGCUCCUCCAUCUGGGACCGCUUCAGCCGCUCGGAGCUCAGGGACGCUGACAGCGCAGGCACCUCCAGUGACAGCUAUGCCCUGUUGGACAAAGAUCUGUCUGCUCUGCAGUUUUUGGGAGUUACUUUUUACCAGUUUUCAAUUUCAUGGUCAAGGCUCUUCCCCACUGGAGUGGUGGCAGCUCCCAAUGAAAAAGGACUUCAGUAUUAUAACACCCUUAUUGACUCCUUACUCUACAGGAACAUUGCCCCCGUGGUUACACUGUACCACUGGGACCUGCCCCUGAUGCUGCAAGAAAAAUUUGGGGGAUGGAAAAAUGAAUCUGUGAUUGAUAUCUUCAAUGACUAUGCCACGUUUUGCUUCCAGACCUUUGGGGAUCGUGUUAAAUAUUGGAUUACAAUCCACAAUCCAUAUUUAGUUGCUUGGCAUGGGUAUGGCACAGGUAUUCAUGCUCCAGGAGAGAGAGGGAAAAUAAGAACUGUCUACUCAGUAGGACACAAUUUGAUCAAGGCUCAUGCAAGAGUUUGGCAUACCUACAAAGAACACUUUGAACCCUACCAGAAGGGGAUGAUAUCCAUAGUGCUGGGAUCCCACUGGAUUGAGCCUAACAAAUUGGAAGAUGAGUUGGACAUUUCUAAAUGUCAGAAGUCCAUGGAGAGAGUACUUGGAUGGUUUGCUAAACCCAUCCAUGGGGAUGGGGAUUAUCCAGAAGAACUGAAAAAUGAAUUCUUAUUUCUCCCACACUUUACCGAAGAUGAAAAAAACUACAUCAAGGGAACAGCUGACUUCUUUGCAUUUUCCUUUGGUCCUAGUAACUUUAAACCUCCAAACACUCUACCAAAAAUGGGACAAAAUUUGUCACUCAAUUUGAGGGAAGUACUGAACUGGAUUAAACUGGAAUACAACAGUCCUCGAAUCUUGAUUGCAGAGAAUGGCUGGUUCACUGACAGCCACGUGAAAACAGAUGACACCACAGCCAUCUACAUGAUGAAAAACUUCAUUAAUAAGGUUUUACAAGCUAUUAAAUACGACAACAUAGAUGUGUUUGGUUACACAGCCUGGUCCCUCCUUGAUGGCUUUGAAUGGCAGCAUGCUUACAACAUCAGGCGUGGAUUAUUUUAUGUAGAUUUCAAAAGCAAAAAAAAGGAAAGGAUUCCCAAGUCAUCUGCACUUUAUUAUAAACAAAUCAUACAAGAAAAUGGCUUCUUCCCAAAGGAUUCCACCCCAAACUUGCAAGCUCAGUUCUCCUGUGACUUCUCCUGGGGUAUCACCGAGUCUGUUCUCAAGGCAGAAUCGGCAGCUUCCUCACCACAGUUCUGUGAUUCCAGCUUGUACCUCUGGAAUGUCACAGGAGAUGGGCUUCUGCACAGAGUUGAAGGGGUAAAGCUAAAAACCCGACCAGCACAGUGCACAGAUUUUGUCAGUAUUAAAAAGCAACUGGAUCUCCUGGAAAAAAUGAAAGUCACCCAUUACAGAUUUGCACUUGACUGGUCACUAAUUUUACCCAACGGAGAUUUGUCAGUGGUCAACAGGCAAGUUCUUAGGUAUUACAGAUGUGUGAUUAGUGAAGCUCUGAAACUGAACAUUCAGUCCAUGGUCACCUUGUAUUAUCCAACUCACACCUACCUGGGCCUGCCGGGUCCUUUGCUGCAGACAGGAGGAUGGUUGAACCAAUCCACUGCCCACGCUUUUCAAGAGUACGCAGCUUUGUGCUUUAGGGAGCUUGGUGAUUUGGUUAAACUGUGGAUUACAAUAAACGAGCCAAACCAGCUAAGCAAUGUCUACAAGAGGAGCAGCAAUGACACCUAUCGGGCAGCACACAAUUUGUUACUAGCACACGCCAUGGCCUGGAGAACGUACGACGAGCGGUACCGGCCCUCUCAGUACGGCAAAGUGUCCCUGUCCCUGCAUUCCGACUGGGCUGAGCCUGCCAACCCCUUCUUUGAAUCUCACUCAAAAGCUGCCAACAGGUUUCUUCAGUUUGAAAUAGGCUGGUUUGCCAAUCCCAUAUUUAAGACUGGGGACUAUCCAGCUACCAUGAGGGAAUAUAUCACCUUUAAAAACAGAAAAAGCCUUUCAUAUACUUUGUUGCCAUCUUUCACAAGUGAGGAAAAGCAGCUUGUCAAAGGUGCAGCUGACUUUUAUGCACUGAAUCAUUUCACCACCAGAUUUGUGAUUGAUGAACCUCAGAAUGGAAGCCAGCAUGAAUUUGAUUGUGACAUUCAAUUUCUGCAGGAUAUCACCUGCCUGAGCUCCCCUUCUCGUUUGGCAGUGGUGCCCUGGGGAAUGCGCAAAGUUCUCAGGUGGAUCAAAAAAACUUACGGUGACAUCGACAUUUACAUCACAGCAAAUGGAAUAGACGACCCGUCCUUGGACAAUGACGAGCUUCGAAAUUAUUACUUGGACAAAUACAUACAAGAGGUUUUAAAAGCCUACUACAUUGACAAAGUCAAGAUUAAAGGCUACUAUGCGUUUAAGCUGACUGAAGAAAAAUCUAAGCCCAGAUUUGGAUUCUUCACUUCAGAUUCAAAAGAAAAGCCUUCAGUAAGAUUUUACAACGGCCUGAUAAGCAACAAUGGCUUCCCUGCUGACCACUCAGUCUGUGGCCCCUCUAGCCACGAAAAGCAGUGUAGCUUCUGCUUGUUUGUUUCUCAGAAGAAGCCGUUAAUAUUCUUUGCCUGCUGCCUCUUCUCUACCCUGAGUUUGCUUUUAGCUAUUAUUUUUUUUCACAAAAGAAAAAGAAGGAAACGUUUUAAGGCAAAAAGCAUCAAAUGCAUCUGUGUCUCAUUUUAG
Messenger RNA from Zonotrichia leucophrys gambelii, 3021 nucleotides. RefSeq names its product klotho beta (gene KLB). Gene Ontology annotation, molecular function: hydrolase activity, hydrolyzing O-glycosyl compounds. The record is from RefSeq and is a predicted model, not a curated record. Lineage: Eukaryota; Metazoa; Chordata; Aves; Passeriformes; Passerellidae. Gene Ontology annotation, biological process: carbohydrate metabolic process. Bases 1 to 3021 code for a protein of 1006 amino acids. The transcript is spliced from 5 exons.